UCAGAUGUUAAGUUUGCGCUCAGUGUUCAGUGUCUGUUAUCAGGAGAAGGUUCGACUCUGUGAUCAGUUGCAGUGAUGCUUCUUAAGUUCAUUUGUGCGCUUGUGACCAGAUCACUAUUUAUAUUAAUUUCACUUAUAGGGAUGUGGAGAGUCAUUUGGGUGAAAAACAACCAGUUAUAUUGGUUUCUUACUAUCCUGUUUCUACCACUUGUAGUGGAAAUGCUGUUAACAUUGAGGAGUAGACAAGGGAACCAAUGCAAGUGGUUUUCUCCAGCAAUUUUCCUGUUCCUUGUUAGUAUUAUACCGAGCAUCUGGAUCCUUGAGCUUCAUCAUCGGGAGAAUAAACACAACAAUAUCAAGUGUAAUCGACUCAAUUCAUCAGAGAACAUUAAAGAACUCAUUAAUACCUGGAAGACCUUGAAUUCUACUAAUGUGACUGCAUUUUCUAAGAUUUUUCAAGGCUCAGAGAAGUUCUUGUCUUCAGUGUGUCCCAACGACUGGAUUUUGGCGCUACACCAGGCCAUGUUGGUGCUGCUGAUAUUGGGAAAGUGGCUGCUGCCUAACGAAGGAGGUCUCACCCGAGACCAGCUCUCGCAACUGCUCCUCAUCUUCGUUGGAACGGCCGCAGACAUCCUGGAGUUCACCAGCGAGACUCUGUCCGAUGUCUCGGAUAAGAGCCCAGUGGUGGUGUACAUUAUUCUAGCCAUCUGGACGUGGAGUAUGUUACAGUUCCCUCACAAUCUCACAGUGUUAAACCCUAACACAGAGGAGUACGAGGCAGAGGCUGGUUCUCUCCUUUCUAAACACCGAACAGACUUCUGGUCUGUGAUCGAAGCACUCUUAAUUCAGGACGGCCCGUUUUUGUUGGUCCGCUUGACCGUCAUGAUACACUUUGAAAUCGUUCACCAAAUGCUGGUCUUCUUUGCCAUCAAGAACUUUCUAGUGGUGGCACUGAGCAUGUAUCGACUCUGGGUCAUUUGUUUUGACUCCAGAGCCUGAGAUCCUUAAAAAGGUUUGAAAUCGAAUGUGUAAGAUGAACUUUCUUAUUAGGAUAUGGUGUAGCUGAGACUUGUUUAGGAGUUAGCUUUCAUUUACAAGUGUAGCUUACAUAUAUAUGUACAAGAUUCAUUACAGAGUGUAAUCUGAUAUCUUAGCUGUCAUUGUUCAUGAACUUAUCAUCAGGUAUCACUGUGUAUAUAAAUAAACACAAAGCCUGGGUUAAUACUA
This is a messenger RNA of Tachysurus fulvidraco (yellow catfish), 1227 nucleotides long. It is a transcript of the gene tmem26b, whose product is annotated as transmembrane protein 26b. Bases 76 to 999 code for a protein of 307 amino acids. NCBI's taxonomy places the organism in Eukaryota, Metazoa, Chordata, Actinopteri, Siluriformes, Bagridae. The record is from RefSeq and is a predicted model, not a curated record. The transcript is spliced from 6 exons.